CCUGGAGCUGUUGCCGGGGCAUCGUUUCUCGCUGGCGCCGGAGGGCGGGGCCAGGGGGCCCUACCGCGGCAGCCUCCAGGCGCGCCAGGUGGCAGCCAUGAGCAGUUCCCUCGAUUUCAUGGCGGUGCAUCAAGUCACGGGGCCGGCUGGGGCAGUCACCCUCCGUAUCUCGCAGCGGUACCUGGUCGGCGAGCUGCACCGGGUCGUAGAGGAGUCAGCGCGGGGCCCCGCCGCGCCAGGGCGCCGAGCGCCGCGCCGGGAUCUGCGCCUCCCUCCGACGAGCGGCGGUGCGAGGCCCUUCUCGCAAGCCCCAGUCCGCCCACUUGCCAUGACAGAUCCAGCGGGCGAGGACCUGCCUCCCACCCAGCCGUAUCCGUCGCAGGACCCCAGACGAUCAGACCUGCUCCGCGCGAUGCCGGCGACGACCUGCCCCCCACCCAGCGGUAUCCGUCGGUGGUCCUGGGUUCCGACCCUGCGCUGCAUGGGGGAACGGAGGCCCCGCUCGCGCCGCCUGGUAUGCGCUCUCGAUCGCGGUCGCCCGCCCGACAGCGCGAGCCGGCCAGGAGCGCGGGGGGCAGUCCGUCUGCGGCCCCGAUAUGGGCCAACCGGCCCCCGUCUUCCACGCGGCCGCCCAGCGGGCCUUGGAGGAUCCACCCCGACAUCCCGGACGUGGUGGCAACGCUCAGUUUUGUGCAGCCGAACCACAUGAGCGCCGUCGCAAGGAUCGUGCAGCCGAGGCCCGACCUGAGCCUCGAUCGCCUCGGCGGCCUGCGCAACCAGAGUGGGCAGUCGGUCAUGCUUUUUGCAGGCAAUCGGCGCGACGGAGCCACCGGCAGGCUGUGCAUCCCUGGCAGCGGCAGCGGCAGGCCGAACUUCCCCCCACUCAACGCCAGGAUCUGCGCCAUGAUUGAUUGGAGCCGGACGCCAGCAGCACCGGAUAAGGCCGUACCCACUGUCGCCUGGUGGGUGCACGGGGAGGCCCCGGCAGAUCCCACGAGGGCCGCGCCCGUCUCCCGGUUCACGCUGCACAGCUGGCCGUGA
Prorocentrum cordatum is the source of this 1041-nucleotide messenger RNA. NCBI's taxonomy places the organism in Eukaryota, Dinophyceae, Prorocentrales, Prorocentraceae. The record is from the annotation of a GenBank genome assembly.